Messenger RNA from Pocillopora meandrina, 402 nucleotides. NCBI's taxonomy places the organism in Eukaryota, Metazoa, Cnidaria, Anthozoa, Scleractinia, Pocilloporidae. The record is from the annotation of a GenBank genome assembly.
AUGCCUUUAGCUUCUUCAGCACUUGUUAUUGGAAGAUGGGACUUUGGCGACGUCGUAUGCGAAAUUCAAGGCUUUGUUGAUGUUUUCACCACAUACGUGACCUCAGCAACCCUUGGUUUGACAGCAAUCAACCGCGAUGUGAAAAUUGUGAAGACGGCGAAACAUAAGAAAUAUUUUUCGCCCCUCAGAUCCAAAAUUUGGUUGUUUUGCUUUUGGACUUUUCUUGUGCUUUACCUUUUGACUGGUCGAACGACAAAUUUUCUCAGUUUUGAAUUCGUACCUGGCUUUGACGUGUGCACCCUUGGUUUCGCAAAUCAGAGGGUUCGAGUCGUUCAUUUUUGCAUAACAAUUGGAUUGUUUUUCGUUGUACCGCUAUGCAGUGGUAUAUUCAGCUACUGCAAG